This is a messenger RNA of Debaryomyces fabryi, 2292 nucleotides long. RefSeq lists its product as uncharacterized. NCBI's taxonomy places the organism in Eukaryota, Fungi, Ascomycota, Pichiomycetes, Serinales, Debaryomycetaceae. The record is from RefSeq and is a predicted model, not a curated record. The transcript has a single exon. Bases 1 to 2292 code for a protein of 763 amino acids.
AUGUCUAGUCAAGGAUCACCGCUGAAUUUUUCAAAUUCAUUUGGUUGGCCUACUUUGUCUAGUUCGAAAGCAAAGCAAACAAAUCCAUCAAAAUCAAGUAAGACACAAUAUAAAAAUAAUAACGAUGGUAUAUUGACUAACAAUAAUGGUUUGAAUAUUAUAAAGGAAGCAUCUAAUGAAAAUUCAGCUGCUAGUUCUCGAAAAAGUAGUCUAGCAGUAACCAACGGCAAUAGUAAGGACCAAGACAAGGGCACGAAUGAGUCAAAUUGGUGGUUUUGGAAUGGGAAAAUGAAAGAAGAGCAGCAGUCAUUAGACGUGAGUAUGAAUAUAAAGAGAUUGGAAGAGGUAGAAGCAGUACAAACUGAAUGGGCGGCACCAUACAAGAAGAUGAGUUCUGCAUUGAGUUACUACUAUAAUACAUCGACCUUUAAAUCCACUGAAGAUGCAGGUGAGAAUACACCAUUACUUCUGAACGAUAUCCAAUCUUCUAGGAAAUCAUUUACUUCGCCUGAGAAUGAAUCCUCCCAACAAUCAUUUGCAAAAGAAUCAAAUGAGGGUAUUAAGCGAAUUGACCAGCAACAAAAUACUCAACCAGAGAAUACAGUUAAUAGUUGGUUUUCUUGGUUUGGUUUUGCUAAUAAUAAUGAUGACAGUGAUGAAAGCCUUGAAGGCACAAGUAAUCCGGAGUUGUUUAAACAAGCCAAAUUAGCCAUCGAAAGCUCAAAGGAUUCCUCGAAUUAUGCUUUAAAAAAAUCGAUGACUAGUAAUGAAAUUCAUGAUUUUGAAUUGGCCGUUAGUGACACCAAAACUGAGAGUCAACCAGUAAAACAUCGUUCAAAAAAAAGACCUUUGAUGCCAAAUGAGACCCAGGAGAGAGCCUUACAACCUCCUUCAAAUUCCACUCCUGCAAAUGGAGUUCAGCGGCCAUCACAUAGCCCGCCAGCUAAUUCAUCAAGCUCAUCGGUAACUUCAAAUGAGCGGCUAAAUGUUCACGUACCUGAAACUUCUGAUUAUUGUUUGAUAACCCCUCAUAUACAUGAAUCGUUUCGUACGAUAACAAUUGUUACAAGGCUAAGGUUGAUGGGGGAGCAUCUUCUCUGCUACUUGAACCCUACAGAAAGUCAUUUGUAUAGCUUGCCAUGCGCAAAGGUUCAAAAUAAAAGGUUGAAAGUGAAAAAAGUUGUUAUUAUUGGAGUUCAUAGUUUUUUACCAAUUAAAAUGGUAAAAACAUUAAUAGGUCAGUCAACAGGAAGCUCGAUAAGCAUUGUAGAUGAAGCCACCAAAGCUAUGGAAACGUGGUUGCAUGAAAAUGGAACUUCAAAUAUUGAUUAUGACAUUCAAACUAUUGCAUUGGAGGGAGAAGGUACAAUUAAGGAGAGAGUCGAUAAAUUAUUCAAACUUUUAGAGAAUUGGAUUGAUAUCAUAUGUAAUUGUGAUUUUUUAUUUGUGGCUUCACAUUCACUGGGCACACCAGUUGCAAUUCAUUUAUUAGCAAAGUUAUUAGAACGUUAUUCCCAUAUAAGCUCGCACAAGAAAAUAGGAUUAUUGAGCAUGGGCGGAAUGUAUUUGGGUCCGAUUGUAGGUUUGAAUUCCAAACUAGUUAUCAGAGCUUAUUCUUCCACGGAGAAUCAAAUACUUAAUGAAUUAUUCGAUCUUCAGAGGCCAAAUAGUGAAGUAUCCAUCAGAAUGAUCGCAAGUAUGCAAAUUUUGGUACAAAACAAUGUCAAACUAACAUUUUGUGGAUCCAUUGAUGAUCAGUGGGUCCCUAUUUUUUCUUCUAUCGGUGUCAACUUCAGUCACCCAAAUGUCUUCAAGUGCCUUUUCGUUGAUAGGCAUACUGAGGUACCCAAAUUCUUAAUCUCCCUCCUAAAAAUUAUCCUAAUCAUGAAAAAUUUGGGCUAUUCCGAUCACAACUUGCUCCGAGACCUUAGCGAGAAGUGUGCCGGUACGUUAGCAGAUGGUGGCCACUGCAAAAUAUUCCAACACGAAAUAGUAUAUUUAACUGCAAUAAGGCAUUCGCUCGAAACCACCAGUUUGGUUAAUCCUAAAGGAUUACUAGCUACUUCUAUACAAAACUACAAACAGAUCCAAAAUAACCAAUUCCAUAUACCUUGGAAUAUACGGGGCUUACUUAAUGAUUUACUCAAAAUCAAAAACGUUCCUGGCCUACAUUUGAUUAACAUCCUUAUCAAAGAUUUUCACGAAUGGGAGCCAACACAAAAAAAAUGGAAAGAUUUAAAAUAUUGUUUUGAUGCAUUUGAAGAAAUUGAAUUGGAGGAUUUGUUUCUUUAA